Molecule: messenger RNA, 3208 nt
Organism: Sander lucioperca (pikeperch)
Lineage: Eukaryota; Metazoa; Chordata; Actinopteri; Perciformes; Percidae
Gene: srpk1a
Product: SRSF protein kinase 1a
Exons: 16
Coding region: 102-2018 (638 amino acids)
Biological process (GO): protein phosphorylation; spliceosomal complex assembly; regulation of mRNA processing
Molecular function (GO): ATP binding; protein kinase activity
Source: RefSeq, a predicted model, not a curated record
CUAUGGCUCCCCCCUUAAGCUAAACGAACCAGUGCGCAUGCGUGGAACAUUCGAUCACUGGUGGUGGUGUAGCUAACGGCUAAGCUACGAAUCCAGCCAACAUGGAAAGAAAAGUUCUUGCACUCCAGGCGAGGAAGAAGAGGGGAAAAGCAAAGAAGACCAGCAAAAAGCAGCCAGUCAAUCCCAGAGCUCGACAGCAUCCCCAGCAAGAAGCCUCGCCUCAGGAACCCGAGGAACCUGAGGAGAUCCUCGGCUCUGAUGAUGAGGAGCAGGAGGACCCCAACGACUACUGCAAAGGUGGCUACCACCAUGUGAAAGUAGGAGACCUUUACAACGGAAAAUACCAUGUAAUCCGGAAACUGGGCUGGGGACACUUCUCCACGGUGUGGCUCGCCUGGGACAUCCAGGUGAAGAGGUUUGUUGCAAUGAAGGUGGUAAAGAGUGCGGAGCACUACACGGAGACAGCAGUGGAUGAGAUCAAACUUCUCAGAUCUGUUAGAAACUCAGAUCCCACUGAUCCCAACCGUGAGAUGGUGGUCCAGAUGUUAGACGACUUCAAGAUCUCUGGUAUCAAUGGAACCCAUGUCUGCAUGGUGUUUGAGGUGUUGGGGCAUCACUUAUUAAAGUGGAUAAUAAAGUCCAAUUACCAAGGGCUGCCCCUUUCGUGUGUGAAGAGCAUCAUUAGACAGGUACUCCAAGGCCUGGACUACCUGCACACAAAGUGUCAGAUCAUCCACACAGACAUCAAGCCAGAGAAUAUCCUGAUGAGUGUUGAUGAGCCUUAUGUCCGGAAACUUGCAGCUGAAGCCACAGAGUGGCAGAGGGCUGGUGCGCCUCCUCCCUCUGGUUCAGCAAUAAGCACAGCGCCUGCUCCAAAACAGACAGUAAAAAUGUCCAAGAACAAAAAGAAGAAGUUAAAAAAGAAGCAGAAGCGGCAGGCUGAGCUGCUGGAAAAGUGCAUCCUGGACCUGGAGGAGAUGGAAAAGACCACCGAGACACGAGAGGAUGAAGAGGAUGAAGAUGAGGACCCACAGUCUCCAAAGGGACGGGCCUGUGCUCCUCUCAGACAGGUGUCUAUUCUGGAGCUAGAAAAUGAGGGAACAGAGGAGAGCAGUGUGAAUGCAGAUCUCAUGAGGGUGGGACCAGAGGGGCUGUUGGAGGUUAACUGUAAUGGCCAUGUGGAGGCGGACCAGAGGCAGUCCCAGUGGAGGGACGAGGACCAACACAAUGGCAACGCAGAACACACAGUGAAAUGUGCCAGUCAGGAGGGGCAACACGAGGAGUCCCCUGUUCACCUCAUCUGCAACGGUGUGGACUCUGCAGAUCUCAAGGAGCUGGACACUGAGACUGAAGGCAGGGGUGCUUACAGCAGUGGAGUAACUGAGACACAUCUUCCUGCUGGGCUGGAGGAGGGAGAGCUGGAGCAGGAGGAUGGUGAGGACUGGCCCGAAAGCCUGGACGGCAAGCUAACAGCAGGAUCCCUGCUAGUUAACCCCCUUGAGCCACUCAAUUCAGACAAGAUCAAGGUCAAGAUUGCAGACUUGGGAAAUGCCUGCUGGGUGCACAAGCACUUUACAGAAGACAUCCAGACACGACAGUACAGGUCCUUAGAGGUGCUCAUUGGUGCUGGAUACAGCACACCGGCCGAUGUAUGGAGCACAGCCUGCAUGGCCUUUGAGCUCGCCACAGGGGACUACUUAUUUGAACCACAUUCUGGGGAAGAUUAUUCCAGGGAUGAAGACCAUCUUGCUCUCAUGAUUGAGUUGCUCGGUAAAAUCCCUCGCCACUAUGCUCUGAGUGGGAAAUACUCACAGGAAUACUUCACCAAGAGAGGUGAUUUGAAACACAUCACCAAGCUGAAGCCAUGGGGCCUGCUGGAGGUUCUGAUUGACAAGUACGAGUGGCCCCGUGAAGAAGCCGAGUGCUUUGCUGACUUCCUGCUUCCCAUGCUGGAGCUGGUCCCAGAGAAAAGAGCCACAGCCGCAGAGUGCUUGCGUCACCCAUGGCUCACCCUCUAGUGGAGACUAUCAACCAUUGCACCUCCCUUCCUUCCCACUCUCUCCAGAGACUGCAACAGAUCACUUUCCAGUUUGGGCAUAUCAGAUGAAUAUUUAUUUCUCUUUUUUUUGUUUCCUUGUUUUUGUUUUUUAGUGUUCUUCUUAUUGAACUAAUGCUUCUGUGUAUGUUUGCUUUGUAUUUGUUGGUUUUUCUCUCAGUGUGAUGACGUUAGGAAUCCAAUGGAUUACAUUACUUUGUGGUCAUGUUGGCUCGAACCUGCUGUGCUCCAUUCACCCACCAAACUAAGCAAACCUGUUCUUGUACUUCUAGUGACUCUUCCUUAUUUGUUACACUCCUGCACUAAAACCCAAACAAAUUAAGGAUAUGUAGCCUUUCUUGGUCAUUUUGUUCCCUUUUAGAAGGAUUCGCUAUCACUUCUUCUCUUGUGCAUUUUCAUUAGUGCUGUGUUUUUUUUUAAUGAUUUAUUUUAUCUUAUAUUACACAUGUAAGGUAUAUUUUGUAUUUGUAAAGUAGGCUUAGGAAGUUGCACACUGGGCUGAUAUUUACACUGACUCUGGUAAUGUUCACAGCAAUUUCUUACUGAGACAUCCACGGUCUGAUAAUUUAGGUCAUAUUAUUUACCCAUAACAAAUCCGUUGUCACCUGGUACUUAGUGUGGUUAGUUAAUUAUAAUAAAUGAGAUCUUUCAUUCUCGUGGGAGUCUGGUAUUCUCAUACAACUAUAACAAUUCAGGAAUAUAGUGUUUUAAAGGUUUCAGCAAGACCACAUGUUAAGAAGCCCAAUUUAAAGGAGAAAAAAAGUGAAAAUAAACUGUAUAUAUCUGUACCAAAGAGUUUGCCUUUAUGUAUAUUACAGUUAUGUACAGUUUUUAACAAAUCUUAUAUCUUCGCUAAGAUUAUUUAGCUGGAUAGCUGUGUUUUAAUAAAGCGUAUGGAAGAUGUGUUCGAGCUCAGUUGUAUGUAUUGCCACCUGUUCAAUAAUGUCACUGUUUUUACCAUAGAACUGGUGAGAUCUGAUGUUAUGCAAUGGUGUCCCAAAUUGAUCAUAUCAAAGUAAAGUAUCUAUUGAGCCUAGGUAAAAACAAAAUUUACAUCAGUGUCAGAUUUAAGAACAUAGACUUUGUGUAAGUUGUCGAUUUACAAAACUGUACAACACCAUACAAUAAAAACAGAUGUUCAUGCAAUACAAA